AUGGGCGACAAACUGACAUCCGCAAUCCUCUCAGAGGGUUUCAUGGGUCUCAAACUAUUUGGGACUGGUACUCAUGGCCAAAUAUACGGCGCCUACGACAAAAAGCUGGACAACAUGGUAGCGAUCAAAAAGCUCGAUAUUUCAACACCAGCACAAGGAGAGCGGUUAAAGCACGAGAUUGCCGCCAUCAAGAAAGUCAGACAUCGCAACAUUGUUCCCAUCCUUUACGCCCUUGUCCGACCCAGAAUGGCACUCCUCGUCAUCCCCCCGAAACCAAGCAACCUCCACGCACUCAUCCCUCUACAAUACGAUCUAAACUUGAAAACAUCCGCCUUCUACUGCCUGACGAUCCAGAUGCUCUCUGCACUCACCUAUCUCCAAGAAGAAGGCCUGUCCCACCGAAACAUCAAACCCACCAACAUCCUCGUCGAGGCCAGCGGCCCAGGCUUCCACUUCCAGCUCACAGACUUUGCCCUCGCCCAACCCCUCGCUAUAACCGACAUAAAUAAGACUUAUUACAAGGCGCCAGAGACGUACGUCGACACAUACCCCCUAACCACGAAACAAGAUGUCUGGUCGCUCUUCGUGACACUGGCCAUCUCCUGCUGUUACCUAUCCGAAACGGAGCUCUCUAAUAGACCUCCCUCAGCAGCGGCCUGGGCGGUUGUCGAGGCGGGAGUGCAAAUGGGCGAGCUUGAAGCCAUGGCGCAGCAGAAUCCGACUCUGCGAGCGUCGGCGUCAGUCAUGUUCCACCAGUUGCGACCCAAGGAGAGAGUAAACUCACGGGGUGAAGUUGAAUAUCCAGAGGUCAGCCCCGACUAUGUCGGCUUAUACGGCAGCGGCCGACUGGAGAACGACGCUGUGAUUCCUCUCGGGCCAAGAGCAGACGUUCGAACCUUGACUGGGCCUCUAGGAUUAGGAUCUGGAGUGUCAGUACCAGCGUUGCCACCUGCUACGCCUGAGCCAUAUCAAUAUCUGCCGUCAGGUCUCGGCUUGUUUGAUGAAUCUACAUCUAUGGCAAUCGAGGUUCCCAACGAGGCAAUGCCAUCACCAUCUUCACACAGCGGAUAUUUUCAGCAGUCGCCAGACUACGAGCACUUCAAGUUCAACCAAUACGAUCCAGUCAACCAGCGCUGUCUAGCCAGCUGCUGCAACAACACAAACACAAACACAAACAACAACACUCCUCGAUCGUUAUCCUGGACCUCUUCCUCCCAGUCUCUCAGCCCACACGCGCCGAGUUUCGUCCCCGUCAGCCCUCCCCUCGCCCCCACGACACCGUUACCGCUUCGUGCAAUAACACCUACCGAGACCUGGGACAUAUGGGGCGUCUACAAAGUCGCAAACACCAUCAACUUCUCCAGCAAGGAUUACGUGAGGCCGUACCCCAUGGCCUGCGACAGCCAGGAGGACCAAGUCGUGGAGGACGUACCGCUCGAGGACUACAAGUGGACUGAAGACGAAGAUGGACCUGUUGCAAUUAACCCGUGGCAGUCACCUUUAUUGAGUUUCAUCUCUUGA
Messenger RNA from Trichoderma breve, 1521 nucleotides. RefSeq names its product protein kinase domain-containing protein. Bases 1 to 1521 code for a protein of 506 amino acids. The transcript is spliced from 2 exons. Gene Ontology annotation, biological process: protein phosphorylation. Gene Ontology annotation, molecular function: ATP binding; protein serine/threonine kinase activity. Lineage: Eukaryota; Fungi; Ascomycota; Sordariomycetes; Hypocreales; Hypocreaceae. Gene Ontology annotation, cellular component: cytoplasm. The record is from RefSeq and is a predicted model, not a curated record.